UCGCAAAAACCACAAAACCUAUGACAGUGUGAAUGUUAACGGAAAUAACAAAAAUGGCCGGAGACAAACAGAACGUGCUGUCAAUCUCUAUGCUGGAUAUUGGUGCGCUAGCCCAAUUAAAGCAGCACAUAGAACAGGAAUUGGACCUUUUCAGCACGUCAUUGCAGCAGUUGAAGGGUGUGCAAGCAAAAUUCCAGGAGUCCGAGAGCUCACUGGAAAAGCUGAGGCCGUCGAAUGAAGGAAAAGAAAUACUUGUUCCGUUGACAAGCUCCAUGUAUGUUCCAGGCAAGCUUGCGGAUGUGAACAAGGUAACGGUCGACAUCGGGACUGGUUAUUACGUUGAAAAGGACAUCUCUGCGUCGAAAGACUACUUCAAGAGGAGGGUGAAGUAUGUCACUGAGCAAAUGGAGAAGAUACAGAAGGUUGCCCAAGAGAAAGUGGCACUGAGGGAAGCAAUAGUUGAAACAAUGGACAAGAAACUUCAAGCAACAUUUGUAGCCCAGCAAGCAGCUGCAGCAUCCAAGAGCUGAAUGAAUCAUCUUGAAGUUGACGUAUGCCAUGUUUAACUUAUGCAGCAUGUAAUCUACAAGAAACUGGUCUCAUAAAAAAAUUUUCUUUUACAUGUGCAAC
Molecule: messenger RNA, 630 nt
Organism: Ixodes scapularis (black-legged tick)
Lineage: Eukaryota; Metazoa; Arthropoda; Arachnida; Ixodida; Ixodidae
Gene: Pfdn5
Product: prefoldin subunit 5
Exons: 5
Coding region: 33-530 (165 amino acids)
Biological process (GO): regulation of DNA-templated transcription; protein folding
Cellular component (GO): cytoplasm; prefoldin complex
Source: RefSeq, a predicted model, not a curated record